This is a messenger RNA of Saccostrea cuccullata (small rock oyster), 2947 nucleotides long. Its product is annotated as N-fatty-acyl-amino acid synthase/hydrolase PM20D1.2-like. Bases 113 to 1630 code for a protein of 505 amino acids. Gene Ontology annotation, biological process: amino acid metabolic process. Gene Ontology annotation, molecular function: hydrolase activity, acting on carbon-nitrogen (but not peptide) bonds, in linear amides. The transcript has 11 exons. The record is from RefSeq and is a predicted model, not a curated record. NCBI's taxonomy places the organism in Eukaryota, Metazoa, Mollusca, Bivalvia, Ostreida, Ostreidae.
CGUAGUAGGAUGUAAUCCCUGUUCACAGGCUGACGGACGAUUGCCCCCUGUUACUAAGUGUUGUUUAUUAACUGUCUGUACAUAAUGUUGCACUGACGAUCACACACUGAGAAUGUUCCGAUUGCUGUGUAAAUGUUUAGGACUUGUGUUAUUUGUGGUUGUGAUUAUCAUUAUUAUAAGGACCGCCACUUUCUCCGUUCGUACGGACGCGGUCAGAAGUUGUCGUCUAAACGAUACUGAUUUUAUACCGGCUACCGAGGAAGUCAUAGGACGGUUUCAAAAGGCUUUACGCUUUCGGACCAUUUCUACAAACCUGCAUCAAUACGAUAGAGAAGAACUUCAAAAGAUGGUGGACUUUGUUCACACAGCUUUCCCUGUGGUCCAUUCCUCACCACUCGUGACUCAUGACGUAGUAAAUAACUACAGUCUUCUGUAUAAGGUCCAUGGUUCGAAUCCAGAGCUCAGACCAUACAUGUUGUGUGCACAUUUAGACGUAGUGCCCGUGGAUGAAAAAGCUUGGGAUGAAGAUCCAUUUGGAGCCAAUAUAAAACAUGGAUUUAUUUACGCUCGUGGAACGAUAGAUGUUAAACAAAUUUUAAUGGGUGUGCUUGAAGCAACAGAAUUUUUACUAAAAUCUGGUCAUAAGCCAACACGAACUUUUUAUCUUGCAUUUGGACAUGACGAAGAGGUAACAGGUCUUGAUGGGGCUGCUAAAAUAAGCGAGCUUUUAUACAACAGAGGGGUUCGAGAUCUGGAGUUUUUAAUAGACGAGGGGACAACUAUUGUCAACAACCUCUUCCCAGGAGUCAGUAUUCCAAUCGCCGUAGUAGGAACAUCAGAGAAAGGGUCGCUGAACGUUGAAUUAUCUGUCACUGGAAGUCCAGGUCACUCUUCAAUGCCAGCAGGGGAGACAACUAUAGCUACAUUAGCAAGGGCCAUAACUAGGUUGGAGGAGAAUCCCCACCCUAACAUGUUUGGAACAGGACCAGAGAAAGACACAUUUACUCACCUCGCUUCAUCUCUAUCAUUACCUUUUCGAGCAGUUAUAACAAAUUUGUGGUUGUUUGGACCAGUUGUAUCCAGACUGUUUUCAAGAAUUCCAUCUUUGAAUGCUAUCGUAAGAACUGUGACAUCAGUAACCAUGGUGAAUGGUGGUGUUAAGGUGAACGUCCUGCCACCCUCCGCCACGGCCCUGGUUAAUCAUCGUAUACACCCAGCACAGUCUGUGGAAGAGGUCCUAGACUAUGACAGGAAAGUAAUUAAUGAUGAAAGAGUCAAGCUUCGAGUGGUGACCUCUAUGGAGCCCCACCCAAUGUCCCCCUAUGGGGACGAGGAUUUCGGUUAUCAGACGAUAAAAAACAGCAUCCGGCAAAUCUGGACCAGUGCUACAGUUGUACCUGGAGUCAUGAUCGGAAAUACCGACACAGUGCAUUAUAUCCGCUUUACCAAGAACAUAUACAGAUUUAGCCCUACCUUCAUGUAUCCAGAAGAUCUAAAACGGUUCCAUGGAAACAACGAAAGACUCUCAAUUAAAAAUUAUGAGCAGGUUAUUAAUUUCUAUUAUCAUUUACUUGUCAAUGCAGAUGAGGUAAAAUUGCCCUCUAUACAUAAGCAUGGAGAAGAAUUGUAAAGAGCUUUGAAAGUGCUUUUAUAAAUUUAUCUCAGGUUAUGUUAUACUUGCUACAGCCUCCCUUUCCAACUAGUAUGAAUGGAGAGGGAAAAAAUAAGAUAUUUGUCAUGUAUAUGUAUAUACAUGUCAGUUCUAUGAUCAUUCCUCAAGUCAUCCCAUUUUAAAUAUUUAACGCAGCAAGCUUUUGCGAAUCAUUUUCUUUUUUUAAUAUCGUAUACUAGUAUUACAAGAGAAACCUACAUGCAUUUUAAAAUGCAAUAAUAUGAAAUGUGUUACCCGGUAUUUUAUCUCUUUUAAUUCAUUAAGAUUGAAUUACUCCGUAUUUUAAGGUUAGUCUCAUGGGGUUUUGAUUUAAAUUUAACUUGAAGGAAUUAAAAUUGAACCGUUGAAAUAUUUUUCAACUGAAGCACAUUUGUUUAAAUGCUUGACAUUUUGAAGAAUAAAAUAAAAUCACUAACCUUUAAUGAAAUUCAUCUGUUACUGUUUGAGAAAUCAGCCAUGCAAAAGCAGGUCUAUAUUUUUUAUGAAUACAUGGGAAUAAGUUAUUUUUAAUGUAAUCAAAGUUAAACUUUAUCUCAUUAUUCCUAGGUCAGUGAAAAAAUUAUGUUAAUGUUCUCAUAUGCUACAUAUAAUAUCCUCACACCCCUCUGUACCUUAGAUCCUCCUAUCUAUCCUAUCCUGCUCACACUUCAUUGAUCCUGAUGAUCCUAAAGAUAAAAUCAUGAACUUCAAACUAGGGAGGAACAUUCCACUUGGUUAAAUUCUAAUGAUUUGCGAGUUUGAGGUUACUUUGAUAGACUUGUAGGGUAAAAAAGUUAAAAAUUGGAGAGGCAUUGCUCGAUUAAUUGUUGAUAUGAAAAACUUGCAAGAAAUUUUGUCUUACAGUAAAAAAUCUAAGCCCCUCACGUCAUUCACUGUACUGAAGAUACUACAGAAUUCCGCUUGAAAUAUUUGUUAUUUGAUUCGAUCUUCAAUCAAGACCUCUCACGCUAUCCUGACAAUUGACAAUCAUUUAUUAUGGGAAAGAAACAAUGGGCUAUUACAAAUAUACACUGAUUGGAGAGAGAGAGAGAGAGAGAUGAAUUUUUUUUGCAAAAAUGUUGUAUAAAGAAUUAUUUAUGGAUAUCCUGUAUGCAUGAUACUUUGUUCAAAUGUGCUUUGUGUAAGGCCUUUUGACUGGGAUCUUAUUUGAAUAACAGUGAAGAAAAUACUGUAGUGUUAAUGCUCAACAAUAUUAUUCCAAAAGGAACUUUAAAGGAAAAAGUUUUGUUAAUCUUCUAUUCAAAUAAAAUUUUUAAACUUGGUUUUACCACAGAA